This is a messenger RNA of Coniosporium apollinis CBS 100218, 1047 nucleotides long. Its product is annotated as BUD32 protein kinase. Gene Ontology annotation, biological process: protein phosphorylation. The transcript is spliced from 2 exons. The record is from RefSeq and is a predicted model, not a curated record. Gene Ontology annotation, molecular function: protein serine/threonine kinase activity; ATP binding. NCBI's taxonomy places the organism in Eukaryota, Fungi, Ascomycota, Dothideomycetes. Bases 1 to 1047 code for a protein of 348 amino acids. Gene Ontology annotation, cellular component: EKC/KEOPS complex; cytosol; nucleus.
AUGACACCUGGUGUGCGGAAGAAGGAUCCGGAGUACUCGAAUCUGAUGCUCGGAUAUCCUCCGCAGUCGUCGAAGCUUGGCGGGGAGUUUUCAAAAGGCGCCGAGGCCCUCAUCUUCCAGACCUCCUUCCUCACCCCCAGCAUCCCGGCGGCGCUGAAAUUCCGCCCUCCGAAGCCGUACAGGCACCCGACGCUCGACAAGCGGCUGAUGCGGCAGCGCACGCUGGCCGAGGCGCGCUGUCUGGUCAAGUGCAGGCGCGGCGGGGUCAGGUGUCCCGGCGUUCUGGCGGUGGAUUGGGAGGCCGGGGUUUUGGUGGUGGAGUGGGUCGAGGGGGUUACGGUUAGGAGGUGUUUGGAUGCGUGGGUGCAUACGCUGAAGAGGGAAAGAAGGGAGAGGGCAGGGUGCGGGGAUGGCGGGAGCGAUGGCGGUCACGAGGGUGGUGGGCUUGAGGCGGAUGGCGCCGAGGCAGAGCAAACGAGCGAGCUGUGGGAUUUGAUGCGGAGGGUUGGCAGGGCGGUGGGGCGGCUGCACGAGAUUGGGGUCGUGCAUGGGGAUCUGACGACGAGCAACCUGAUGCUGAGGCCUGCGCGGAGGAAAGCGGAGAGGGCGCCAAAUCCAGAGCCGGGGCAGGAGUCAGAGAGCAGCGAGGCGGCAGCAGCAGCAGCAGCAGCAGCCACCGGGACAACAGAAGACGCGACAUCCAGCACGCCUGUCCCGCCUACCACCGUCUCUACAACCUCCGCAGAAGCUGCCCCAUCACCACCACCACCACCCACACAACCCCCACCCCAAGAACCCCUCACAUCCCUCGCCGGCGACAUAGUCCUCAUCGACUUCGGCCUCGCGACCCAGACGAUCCAGGACGAGGACCGUGCCGUGGAUCUCUACGUCCUGGAGCGCGCAUUCGGUAGCACGCAUCCGGCGGCCGAGCCGUUGUUCCGAGAGGUGUUGAGGGUUUACGGGACGAGCUACAAGGGGGCGGAUGUCGUGCUGAGGAGGCUCGAGGAGGUGAGAGGGAGGGGGAGGAAGAGGAGUAUGGUCGGCUGA